Lachancea meyersii CBS 8951 is the source of this 531-nucleotide messenger RNA. NCBI's taxonomy places the organism in Eukaryota, Fungi, Ascomycota, Saccharomycetes, Saccharomycetales, Saccharomycetaceae. The record is from the annotation of a GenBank genome assembly.
AUGCCCCUGGACAACGAUUUACCACCGUCUUACGAACAAGCCAUCAACGAAACUCACACAACCUCUGCCCCUACUCCCACUCCACAACGUCCCUUUGCACCACCACCAGAGCGUCCUCCGCCCAUGCCCCAGCGUCCAACGCAACACACACCGGCUCAUGUGCUACCCUGGACCUAUCCGCAAGGCUAUUACUGUUCAAAAUGCGGCAACUCGGGCUACAAAGUGAAAAACGGACACCCGUGCAAAAGAUGCUGGGCCCGCUUCGCACAUUCGGCUCCCAAUUCCAACGUCCGCGUACAAUAUGCAGACUAUCGCUACAACAUGUACAACUCCGUCCCGGUAAGCCCCAUGCCCAUGCCCGUUUCCAUGCCCAUGUCGCAACCGAUGGGCUCAUCGCCCAUAGUGCUCCAGCCUGGAGACCCAAGAAUCGGAGGCGUGCUGUGUGGCCAGUGCAAUGGCAAGGGCAGAGUGCGAUUCUUACUGGACAAACAGAUCUGUAGUGUGUGUCGCGGGACCGGACGGGUGUUUUAG